UGAGUCAAUGUAAGGAACGACGCAACUAAGUUUCUGGUUUGUCGCGUUUGGGUCAGGUCGGGAGCGCGUGUGUGUUGCGCUGCGCAGGCGCAGGAGUCACACGAGUGGAGUCUGUCAGUGUCCGUGAGGUUUGAGCUCACAGCUGAUCACUCUGCAUGGAGUUACAAACACAACUCUUGUGUUAUGCAUCCCUUUACGCGCAAGAAGUCAGGGGAAAUACUUCCGUGCGGUGUUUCCCUGCCUGAUCAUCCUGUGUUGUCGUCGGCUGACGGAUCUUCAGUGUGUUUGCUGUUGUAAAGUGAAGAGUGAGAGCGGAUUAACGGGGCGGUCGGGCUUCGGUUUUCGGGUCUUGGGAUCAGCUGUUGUCGGGUUUCUCCUCCGGGAUGGCCCUAGCGCGACAGGACUACAUUGCCCCGUGGUGGACCUACUGGCUGCACAAUUUCCCGCAUGUUAACUUGCGUUUCCAGUCGGUUGAUAGCGACUUUAAACCGGAGGACACCAACUAUCAGCAGACUUUGAUCUUCCUGGCCUGUGUUUCUGCCGUUGGUCUUGGCCUGAGUCUGCUGGUGCUCUCUGUGUAUCUGACCUGCCUGUUCCGCUGUCAGAGGAAAGAAGAUGAGGAGGUCAAGAGACCCGAAACCUGCUGUGUGACAUGGGCUGCUGUUAUCACCGGCCUGGUCAUAUGUUCAGCCGUGGGUGUGGGUUUCUAUGGAAACAGCGAAACCAACGAUGGAGUCUACCAGUUAACUUACUCAAUUUAUAACGCCAAUCGCACGCUGGAUGGCAUUGGCAGUAUGGUGGGUAACUCUCUGAGUAAUAUGCGGGUUGGUCUGAAGGAACACCUGGAGCGAUUGGAUGAGAUCUUCUCUCCGCGAGGAGAUUAUACCCAAAGCUUGCGCUUUCUGCAGCAGAUGUCCAACAACAUCAUCCAGCAGCUGACGGCCAUGCCAGACACCAGCAAGGUGCAAGUGGAUUUGGCAGCCAUCUCGGACCAAACUGCAUUCAUAGAGUACUACAGAUGGUUAGCGUAUCUUCUGCUGCUGAUUUUGGACCUGCUCAUCUGUCUUAUAACAUGCCUGGGAUUGGCAAAGCGGUCUCGGUUGCUGCUCGUAGGGAUCAUGGUGUUUGGGGUUUUGACCCUGAUCUUGAGCUGGGCAUCAUUAGGAGUGGGUACUUCUACUGCUGUGGGCACCAGUGAUUUCUGUGUUGCUCCCGACAAGUUCAUUGUAAAUCAAACCAAAGACUCCUUAAGCUCAGAUAUAGUGCACUAUUAUCUGUACUGCAGCCAGACUCUUCCCAAUCCCUUCCAGCAGUCUCUGACCAUCUUCCAGAAGUCUCUGACCACCAUGCAGAUUCAGGUGCAGGGCUUGCUGCAGUUUUCCCCUGCUGUGUUUCCCACUGCAGAGAGAGAUUUGCUAGGAAUUCAGCGGCUCUUAAACUCCUCUGAGUUCAAUUUGCACCAGCUCACUGCCUUACUGGACUGCCGUAGUCUUCAUAAAGAUUAUCUGGAGGCUCUUCUUGGCAUUUGUUAUGACGGUGUAGAGGGGCUCUUGUAUCUGUGCCUGUUCUCUUUGCUGGCAGCUUGUGCCUUCUGCGCCCUGCUGUGUGCCGUGCCUCGUGCCUGGACCCUCAUCGCCAUCAGGGACAGGGAUUACGAUGAUAUCGAUGAGGAAGACCCCUUCAACCCGUCACGGCGCAUCGCUGCGUAUAACCCGAGCCGAGCUCAGAUUCACAGUUUCUGCAGUUACAGCAGCAGUAUGGGCAGCCAGACCAGCCUUCACCCCCCGCUGCCGGCCACAUCCAGUACACCAGAGUACAUGAACCAGUCCAUGCUGUUUGAGAGAAAUCCUCGCUAUGAAAACGUCCCGUUGAUCGGGAGAGGUUCACCGCCACCCACGUCGUAUCCUCAGACAUUUAAAAACAACUGCAGUAUUCACCCAGCAUGAGGACCACCUACCUGUCUAUGACUGAUGCUCAAAUCCAACACAUCGGAACAGACUUCCAGGUGUAGCUUCCCGGGGUCCUCUUCCUUAAGAAGUCUCAGGCAGCGUGAGACGGUUUCCUUCUCGGCUCUCUAAAGCAGAAGGUAAUAAAGAUGUAAAAUCUGUCCUUUUCAUCCGUUCUGAUGGAACUUCUCAAAGGAGGACAGCUCAAGCACAAAUAUUUGAAGACUUCUCAAAGGCUGCAGACACUGAAGGUAGACUCUUUUCGUCUUGUGAGACGUAUGCUACCUCAGAGAUUUUUGGGUGAACUUUGAUGCCGUGUAAAUACAUGCUUUUGCUUCUCCUCAGGGGUUUGUCAUGACUCAUGUCAUUGAUAUACUCUUUCUGUAAUGACUGCUUCGGUCUGCUGUUAUUUAAAGUAAUUAUGGAAAGCUCUUAAAUGUAUUUGAGUAAACUUUAUAGUAUGAAAACAGUGGUUAAUAGGUAAGGAAAAUGAGAAAAAGUGUUAAAAAAAAGUCCACGCAAAGGCCUUGAGCUCCGUAAUGAGCCUUGAACGAAUAUUUCUCAGACUUGUGCAAUGGUUAAAUAGACAGCACAUGAUGCACGGACUCGUACUGUCUGAGAAAGUAGAUGAUCUGGUGUUGUGAUUAUAUUUUGCAUGAGAUAAAUGGGUUAUGUUUGGUGCCUGAUGUGAUUUUGCCUCAUAUAUGUGUAUGCUAGAGUAGUAAUAAGCGUUCAAAUACUGUAUUUCAUCCCAGAUAAACAUUGUUCAGCCUCUGGAAUGAAAAUAUAACAAAGCACAAUUUGUUUUUUUAAUGCAAAGAUAAUAUGCAAAGAUCUGAAAGUAUCUUUGUGAGUACACUGCAAAAAAUGAGUCUUUUUUUCUUAUUUUCCGGUAAAAAUGUCUAAACAUUCUUGAAUGUUCUUAAACAUUUUUUGAUGAGCAAAC
This is a messenger RNA of Triplophysa rosa, 2892 nucleotides long. RefSeq names its product tweety homolog 2, like (gene ttyh2l). Gene Ontology annotation, cellular component: plasma membrane. Gene Ontology annotation, molecular function: intracellularly calcium-gated chloride channel activity; volume-sensitive chloride channel activity. The transcript is spliced from 15 exons. Bases 384 to 1946 code for a protein of 520 amino acids. NCBI's taxonomy places the organism in Eukaryota, Metazoa, Chordata, Actinopteri, Cypriniformes, Nemacheilidae. The record is from RefSeq and is a predicted model, not a curated record.